Alosa sapidissima (American shad) is the source of this 1726-nucleotide messenger RNA. Its product is annotated as E3 ubiquitin-protein ligase TRIM39-like. The transcript has 6 exons. NCBI's taxonomy places the organism in Eukaryota, Metazoa, Chordata, Actinopteri, Clupeiformes, Clupeidae. The record is from RefSeq and is a predicted model, not a curated record. Gene Ontology annotation, molecular function: protein binding; zinc ion binding. The coding region runs from base 221 to 1573 and encodes 450 amino acids.
GCUGAAAGAGGAAGUUGAACUGGGUGAUAGAUCGUCAUUUUACUUUAUUAAACCCAGAUAACCAUAGGUGGCUAUACAACAGGAACACCAAUAGGAAGGGCUAUAUUUAUGUAAUAUGUGAUGUAAUAAUAUUCUGUAUUAUAACAUUCUGAGUUUUUCCUGUAAAAGUUAGAGCAAACUUACAAGUUGUUUCAACUGAAAGACAUUUCUUUGAGAGUAAAUGGCUUCUAAAUUAGAAGAGGAUUUUUCCUGUCCUGUGUGCUGUGACAUCUUCAAGGAUCCCGUACUCCUGUCAUGUAGCCACAGUUUGUGUGGCGCCUGCCUGCAGCAGUUCUGGAAGUGCAAACGGUCCAGAGAAUGUCCAGUCUGCAGGAGGAGGUCAUCAAGGGAGUUUCCGCCCCAGAAUCUGGUUUUAAAGAACCUGUGUGAGACCUUCUUACAGGAGAGAAGUCAGAGAGCUUCAGCAGGGUCUGAGGUGCUCUGCAGUCUACACAGUGAGAAACUCAAGCUCUUCUGUCUGGAGGAUAAACAGCCUGUGUGUCUGGUGUGUCAGGCUUCAAAGAAACACACCAACCACAAGUUCCAACCUGUAGAUGAGGCAGCAGCUGACCUUAAGGAGGAACUGAACAUUCGACUGAAAAUGUUUCAGAAGAAUCUGCAGGACCUUGAAGGAGCUAAACUCACCUAUGGGAAAACAGCAGAAAUAAUUAAGACUCAGACCCAGAACACAGAGAAGCAGAUCAAUGAGGAGUUUGAGAAGCUUUACCAGUUUCUACAAGAUGAAGAGGCAGCCAGGAUAGCUGCACUGAGGGAGGAAGAGGAGCAGAAGAGUCAGAUGAUGAAGGAGAAGAUUGAGAAGAUGAGCAGAGAGAUCUCAUCUCUUUCAGACACAAUCAGAGCCAUAGAGGAGAAGAUGGGAGCUGAUGAUAUCACAUACCUGUUGAACUACAAGAGCACAGUGGAAAGAGCCCAGUGCACACUGCAGGAUCCAGAGAGGGAUGCAGGAGCUCUGAUCAAUGUGGCAAAGCACCUGGACAACCUGAAGGUCAAAGUCUGGAAGAAAAUGAUUGCUCCUGUGACUCUGGAUCCCAACACUGCACACCCAGAUCUCAUCCUGUCUGAGGAUCUGACCAGUGUGAGAUAUGUUAAAAAUAACCCACAGAGGUUUAAUACAUAUACCAGUGUCCUUGGCUCUGAGGGCUUUAACUCUGGGACUCACUGCUGGGAUAUGGAGGUUGGGGAGAACACAGAGUGGGCUGUGGGUGUGAUGGCAGAGUCUCUCACGAGGAAGGGAAGCAUAUACUCCAGGCGUGGGCGGUGGCGUGUGGUGUAUAGAGAUGGUGAAUAUGGAGCAGGUGCUCCUCCUCAUGGUGACACUCGCCUCACAGUGAAGCAGAAACUCCAGAGGAUCAGAGUGCAGCUGGACUGGGACAGAGGAAAACUGUCAUUCUCUGACCCUGAUAAUAACACACACCUACACACUUUCACACACACUUUCACUGAGAGAGUGUUUCCAUACUUUAAUACUCCCUGUAGUCUCUGUCCUCUGAGGAUCUUACCAGUGAGUCAUUAAUAACAGCAGAGCAGCACUGAUGGAGCUGAUGGUGUCUCUGACUGGACUCUCAUAAGGCCAGUAGGUGUGAUGAGGGUGGAGGUCAGAUAGGACAGAUUAAUGGAUAAUAACCAUGUGUGUGAUAUUAGCUAAUGCUAUGUAAUCAGUUUAAUA